Molecule: messenger RNA, 1031 nt
Organism: Gigantopelta aegis
Lineage: Eukaryota; Metazoa; Mollusca; Gastropoda; Neomphalida; Peltospiridae
Exons: 2
Source: RefSeq, a predicted model, not a curated record
UUUGUCUCAGGUAGAGAACUAUGGCGUCUGGAAGACAUACCACGUGACUACCUGAAAGCGUUCCACGCGGACACCGACCCUUACGAACUUUUCACAUCUCGAUCAAACUCUGUCGUGCCUGACCCAGCAGGGGGAGAUAACCACGUCUUAAAGGUCAUUUACCACAAAGGAAGCUUCAACUACCACGGCGCGACGACAGGGAUGCUCCAGUUUUACUCCAGACCUACGCCACGUCGAACAGCCUUGACCUUAAGUUACGACAUCUACUUUGAUCCUAGUUUCGAUUUCGUUCUCGGCGGGAAACUGCCCGGAUUGUGGGGCGGGUUGACAAACUGUUCCGGCGGACGCCAUUCCGACGAUUGUUUCUCCACCAGGUUUAUGUGGGUGCGUCACGGAGACGGGCUGGUUUACGCCUAUAUUGCUCCACCAGACCAACAAGCGCCUGAGUUCUGUAGGAACAAGAAAAACGAAUGUUAUUCGGUUUACGGUUACGGUCUAGGACGGGGAAAUUGGCGUUUUAGGACAGGUGAGUGGCAGAAUAUUGCCCAGUACGUGAAGCUGAACACCCCAGGUCGAACAGACGGCGUCAUCAGGGUGUGGUUCAACCACAAACUCGUCUAUGAGGCGAACAAUGUCAACAUCCGUCGGAAAGACAGCGUCAAGAUCGACGGCAUCUUCUUCUCGACGUUCUUCGGCGGUAACGACUUAAACUGGUCUCCGCCACAUGACGUGUUCGCGUGCUUCAAAAAUUUUGUCUUGUCGACCAACCCUCACCACCCAGUUAUAGUUGGAUAAUUUACGAGGAAAGCGAAUCUCCUGAAUGAAACGGACACAAGAAUUAACCGACCAAGAUCAUCCAUUCAUCACAGUGAGACACCAUCCAAAGAUGUGUAUAGAAACCCUUACGGUAAACUUUACAAGAAAGAACAAUAACUACAAUUAAUUCGGCUAAUUAUUGAUUCACCCAUAGGUUUUAAUGUAGUACGUUCAUCUGAUUCAUGCAGUGUCAUAAAUAAAUGUUGAUAGUUGAU